This is a messenger RNA of Panicum virgatum (switchgrass), 2338 nucleotides long. RefSeq lists its product as uncharacterized. The transcript is spliced from 3 exons. Lineage: Eukaryota; Viridiplantae; Streptophyta; Magnoliopsida; Poales; Poaceae. The record is from RefSeq and is a predicted model, not a curated record. Bases 352 to 1107 code for a protein of 251 amino acids.
GAGAGAAAAGUCGUUGUCUCUCGAAACAACGAGCUCAUCGAUGAAAUUUUCGGUAGAUGAGACAGCUUCGUUGCCGUUGUACGCUAGGUUGUUGCAAGAGGAGCGAAUUUUCUCCUCGCCAGAUCUCCUGCGCCAAUUCCUUUUCCCCGCGCUAAAUCCUUCUCCCUCGCGCGCGAAAUCGAUUCCAUGGCGCGAAGUUGCGCGCCAUUUGUUCCUUCGUGCUUCUUUCAGCUGCCGUCUCUCCCUCAUCCAACAAAUAGGAUCUGAAUCUCCUCUUGUGCCCACUUCCCACGGCAAUCCUCUCCCCGGCUCUCCGACGACCCAGGCCACGGUGCCCUGCCGGUGAAGCAUAUGGCACCACUGCCGCCUGCUGCCACAAACGGGCCGCGUCCCAAACGCCCGAACCCACUGCGCCCCUCCUCCUCGUCCCGGCCAGCAAGCUCGCCGGUGGUUACAGCAGCCCAGGCAGCAUCUCCAUCACCGACAUCAGCAUCGCAAGCUAUUCCAGGUUCAAUCGCUUCAUGGUUGCCCUUGCCUCCUGCCUUUAUGACAAGCUGUACUCCUUCAAUGGUGAACAUCUCAGAUCUGAAUGGCAUCAAUACUGGAAUCCAAGAGGGCAGUGAACUAGGUUCUCACGUGCCUGGUGAUUACUUUCAACAUUCAUCAGGCUACUCUUUUCCUGAAGAAAUUCAACGUCAGAUACCCAUGUCACCUAAUUUUAUUUAUGCUAGCGGCUCUGCUCCAUAUGCUCCAUUUGAGUCACCACAACCAUGGAUGGCCAAAGCUAAGUCAUCAGAUUCAGACCCUAAACAAGGCACUACACGUUCAGCACCUGACAAGCAAGCUGCUCCUGUUGUGGAUGUUGACAACACUGAUGCUAACGAAGGCAAUCCAAGCACAUUCUCAAAAAAAGAUGCAGGAGGAAGUAGGGCUGGGAUGAGGAUGAUAUGGACGCCUGAUGAGACCAUGAGAUUGGUCAGUGCUUGGUUGAAAAACUCAAACGAUCCAAUUAAAGGCAACUGGAAGAGAAAUGAUCAAUAUUGGGGAGCAGUAACUACCAUGUUCAAUAGCACAACCCCGAUCGUAUUAGAGAAGUUAAACAAUUGAAGGAACAAUGGCAUCGUGUGAACAGAACUAUUAAUGCCUUUCAAGGCUCUUGGAUGAAAGCACAGCGUCUUCGUGCUAGUGGAGAGUCUGAUGAGCAGGUAAUGGACAAAGCCAUGGCUUUUUAUGAGGCUGACUAUGAAGAAGGUCAGUUCAAACUCAUAGCUUGUUGGAAGAUUCUUCGAGAUCAACCAAAGAACAGAUGCCACUAAUCGAGAAGGGCUCUCCCCAUUGAUCAAGUGUACGGCAGCAAUGCGUAUGUUAGCAUAUGGCACCCCUGCAGACGCACUUGACGAGAACCUGAAGAUUGGAAAAAGUACAACAUUGAAGUGCUUGGGAAAUUUUGCGCAAGGCAUGAUUGAAACGUUCGGUCCAGAGUUUUUGCGCCCCCCUACAGUUGAAGAAACAGAGCGCAUACUACAAUUCAACGAGUCUCGUGGUUUUCCAGGCUUGCUAGGAAGCAUUGAUUGUAUGCAUUGGGUGUGGAAAAACUAUCCAGUUGCAUGGAGAGGACAAUACACCCGUGGUGAUAAGGGUGCUCCUACAAUGAUUCUUGAGGCUAUGGCUACACAUGAUCUUGGGAUAUGGCAUGGUUAUUUUGGCGUUGCUGGGGCUAACAACGACAUCAAUGUAUUAAACCACUCACCUUUGUUCAUACAAGCACUGAAGGGUGAAGCGCCUCAAGUGCACUUUUCUAUCAAUGGGACACAAUAUAAUAAUGGUUACUAUCUUGCUGAUGGAAUUUAUCCAGAGUGGAGUGCCUUUGUUAAAGCAAUAACGGCGCCUCAAAGUGAAAAAGAUAAGUUGUACGCACAAGCACAAGAAAGUGCAAGGAAAGACAUCAAGCGCGCAUUUGGAGUAUUGCAAUCUCGAUUUAAUAUUGUUGAUCGUCCAGCACGUAAGUGAAAAAUCAUGCAGGCUUGCAUUAUUCUGCACAAUAUGAUUAUUGAAGACCAAAGACAACAUGGCAGAACUUCUUUUGAUUUAAACUCAACUCCAGGGUCAUCAUUUGCUCUACCACCAGAAAUCAGUAUCGGAAGCAACAUGUGCUUUUCUGAAGUAUUACGAAGAAAUGCUGCAAUCCGCGCACGAGAGACACAUACCCAGCUUAGGAAUGAUUUAGUUGAACAUAUCUAGAAUCGUUCUCAGAAUAGGUAGACCAUUUAGACCUUGUUUUAGCAACAUGCGAUCCAUUUUUUCAAGUACUAUACAAUAAAUAUUUCGUUUGAAUGUC